This is a messenger RNA of Halteromyces radiatus, 633 nucleotides long. RefSeq names its product CAP domain-containing protein. The transcript is spliced from 2 exons. The record is from RefSeq and is a predicted model, not a curated record. Lineage: Eukaryota; Fungi; Mucoromycota; Mucoromycetes; Mucorales; Cunninghamellaceae. Bases 1 to 633 code for a protein of 210 amino acids. Gene Ontology annotation, cellular component: extracellular region.
AUGGCUUAUGGUGGCUUGAUUCCUCAUCAUGAUAACAACUAUCCAGUGGAUCAAUCAUCAGGCAAGAACGAUGAUACUUCCAUCACACCUUAUGAAGGAUACAAUUGGGAAGAUACAAGAUAUAUACAUGAUCAAGGGCAAUCUAACGAUCAGGAUGAUACCGGCACUUCCAUCGGCGACCCACAUAGACAAGAUGAUAAAGGCAAUUUAUGGCCAUGGAAUGGUGUAGACAAAUCUCAUAUUUUACAACUUCAUAACACUCGACGAGCGAAACAUCGGGUGUCUGAUUUGACUUGGAAUCAAGAUGCUGCCAAUUUUGCCGACUCUUGGGUUAAACGAUGUUCUUUUCAACAUAGUCAAAACCACAAGUACGGAGAAAACAUUGCAUGGGGUUAUUUCACCUGGGAUCAAGUGAUGAAAGCAUGGGCCGAUGAUGAAGAACCAAAAUAUAAUUUCCAACAUGGUGACUUUAGCGAAGCAACUGGUCAUUUCACUCAAGUAGUAUGGAAAUCUACCACUUCGGUAGGUUGUGCUGUAAAUCAUUGUCUCGGUAUUCCAUUUUACAGUUGUAAUUACGUACCACCUGGCAAUGUUGUCGGUCAAUUCCAACAAAAUGUCUUUCCUCCUAAAUAG